CUUGAGGGAUGAGCGCAACGCGGCAGCUCAGAGCACGCUUUCCAUGCCCAAAUAGUCACACCACCAAGCAUGCCGUCCCGGUUACACUGGCUUCACCCCGGCUGAGCAUCGUCGCAGACACCAAAAGCUGCGGUCUCCCUCCUAAUCCCCAUCACUGUGGCUAAUUGGGCCUGAGCUGUGCGACCUGCUCCACUGCGGGACUCUUAAGAGGCACCUGCGGUACGAAAGACAAGGGCCCUUCGUUGCAACCUCCCAGAAAUCACAUUCACCAUGUUCGGCUGGACACGGCGCUUCUCCACCGCCACAUCUUUCCUCAAAUCCACCACAAUGGCCGUCUCCUCCCGCCAGCAACACACCUUUCAAGUCUUCCGCGAUGUGCCCCCACUUCGCCAGCUGCGUCGAGAGCUCCUCCUCUCCAACCGGACCGUCGGUCUCGUCCCUACCAUGGGUGCCCUCCACGAAGGCCAUCUCUCGCUCAUCCGACAAGCCGCGGCCGAGAACACCGACGUCUUCGUCAGCAUCUACGUUAAUCCGACACAGUUCGGCGUCACAGAGGAUCUCUCCAGCUAUCCGCGCACUUGGGACAGCGAUGUUGCGAAGUUAGAGGAAUUGAACGCGGAACUGGCCCGCCAGAACAGUAACAGCGGUCGCAUCACCGCCAUUCUGGCGCCCACCUCCAAGGUCAUGUACCCUACGCUGCCUCCUUCAUCCGAGAUUGACGGCGACGGUUCCUUCGUGACCAUCACCCCUCUCUCCCGGAAACUGGAGGGAGCUUCACGGCCUGUUUUCUUCCGUGGAGUUGCGACCGUCUGCAUGAAGCUGUUCAACAUUGUCCAUGCCGACCGGGCUUACUUUGGUCAGAAGGACGUGCAGCAAACCGUGGUCAUCAAGCGUCUUGUGAAGGACUUCUACAUCGACACGGAGAUCAAGAUCGGGGAGACUGUUCGUGAACACGACGGGCUGGCAAUGAGUUCAAGAAAUGUCUAUCUUGGUAAGCGAAGACGGGCAGUGGGCCUGGUCCUCUACGAAGCCAUGAAGGCGGCGGAGAAUGCCUACAACGCUGGCAAGGUCAACCGGAGCGAGAUCCUUGACGCAGCUAACAGCGUCACUGAACGGGUUCUGUCUGAGCAGAAGGCGUUGGCGCCCACGGAGAGGGCGCUGUAUGAAGUUGACUACAUCUCUCUUGCUGAUCCGGAUACUCUGGACGAGCUGGAAAUUGUUGAUCCCGCUAAGGGCGCCAUUCUGAGCGGUGCAGUCAAGAUGGCUCCGCUGGAGGAGGCAAAGCCGGGCGAGGACUGCGGCCUCGGUGAUGGCCAAGUUCCUGUGCGUUUGAUCGACAACUUGAUCUUCAAGCCGCGGGUUUGAACACCUCGUCCUUGUCUGUCCGUUGCCUGGUCCAUUCAAAAGCAAGUGUCAUAUAUACCCGACGUCAUUCAAUUAGAUCUCAACAGCGUACAUAGAGUACAUAAAAGUUCACAC
This is a messenger RNA of Aspergillus welwitschiae, 1479 nucleotides long. RefSeq names its product pantoate--beta-alanine ligase PAN6. The coding region runs from base 271 to 1365 and encodes 364 amino acids. Gene Ontology annotation, molecular function: pantoate-beta-alanine ligase activity. NCBI's taxonomy places the organism in Eukaryota, Fungi, Ascomycota, Eurotiomycetes, Eurotiales, Aspergillaceae. Gene Ontology annotation, biological process: pantothenate biosynthetic process. The transcript has 2 exons. The record is from RefSeq and is a predicted model, not a curated record.